Messenger RNA from Panicum hallii, 1161 nucleotides. RefSeq lists its product as uncharacterized. Bases 1 to 1020 code for a protein of 339 amino acids. The record is from RefSeq and is a predicted model, not a curated record. Lineage: Eukaryota; Viridiplantae; Streptophyta; Magnoliopsida; Poales; Poaceae. The transcript has 2 exons.
AUGAGCCGCCGGUUCGUGAACCUCAUGGUCGACAGGAGAAUCGGCCGCUACCGCCAUCCUGCCACCACUCUGCACCGCAUCAACCCAUGGAGAUGCUUCCACCCAACAACACAGCAGGCACUGGCCGCGGCUCUUACUGAAAACAGCAACGGCGUCACCGUGGAGGACGCUCGCCAUAUCCUUCUACGAUCCCCUCCAGGAGGAAACCAUCGGCGAGAUGCACUUCGCCUCCCUCGGCAGCAGCAAAGCAACGGCGUUAUCUCCAUGGACCCCGACGGGAACACUUUCCUCUACGACGGCGCCUCCCGCGGCCUCCGCGUGAUGCCCGCGCUGCACUCGCCCAAGCAUUCUUCGGUCUUCCUCACCGUCGGGGACGGCCUCUACAUCCUCGAGAAGAACCCUGGGACGGAGGAAGACCAUUCCUUCGAGGCCCUCAUCCACCGCGCCCCGAGCGACGGCAUCUGGACUACGAAGAAUACCCGCCGGCGCUGCUAUGAGAGGAACGGGAGGGACCCCUACGUCAUCCGCGCCUACACGGUGGUCGGCGACUCGCAGUCGCAGAUAUGGAUAUCCACGAGGGACGGUGGCACCUCCUUCGACACGACAAGCGGCGUGUGGAGCGAGGCCGGCGACUGGGCGCUGCCGUUCUACGGCCGCGUCGAGUACGCCCCCGAGCUCGGGCUCUGGUUCGGUUUCACGUCGGAGGGCAGGCAGUUCGCUGCCUGCGACCUUGGCGCGGCAUCCCCGACGAGCCCACCGGCGCUGCGCAAAGUGUGGGACGAGCUCGCGCAACCGCUGCUCCUGCCUCUGGGCGGAGGCAAGUUUUGCGUCGCCAGGAUGUUCCACCUGGCGCAGAAAGGCUGGUGCCGGGGGAAGAGCAUUGAUGACUACCUGGACGUGGAUACCUUCGUGGUGCUCACCGGCGUGGAGGUCGUGCGCGGCAGCAGAGGGGCGCUCAGGAUGAUCAGGCACAAGUCAAGGCCUUACUGCGUCGGCUGCACGACAGCCCAACUGCUGUGAACGAGGGAUCGGGAAUUCCUGAUCCCCCACUUUUUUGUAACGGGUGUUCUAGGCGAGAAUAAUCCACUCCUUUAUCAUUGUACGAUCAAACUAAUAAGAUUGCAGGUCAAAACAAUUUCAUACAUGUUUAAUUAUCAUUUG